Molecule: messenger RNA, 696 nt
Organism: Cylindrotheca closterium
Lineage: Eukaryota; Bacillariophyta; Bacillariophyceae; Bacillariales; Bacillariaceae
Source: the annotation of a GenBank genome assembly
AUGAAAGACAAUUACGAGAUCUGCCUAGUGGGACCAAAAGCGACACUGUUUCCCUAUAGACCGGCACAUGUGCCAAAGUACCAUGAAUGGAUGAAGGAUCCUGCAUUGCUCGAAGCUACGGAUUCAGAGCCGCUUUCGUUCGAAGAGGAAGUCAAAAUGCAACAGUCAUGGUGUGUUGACCCCUUGAAAUGCACAUUCAUCGUCCAUGCUUCCGAGGCCUGUGACCUUGGUGACUCGGAAGUUUCUGUUGAGAAAAAUUUACACGCUAUGGUCGGGGACGUCAACCUAUUUCUAUCACAUGUUGAGCCUGAGGAAGAUGAGGAAGGUACUGCUGGGGCUUUGACUCUACCUCCACCAACAGCAGAAAAGCCACUGAUACAGGCAGAGAUAGAUAUUAUGAUUGCCGAAAAUAAUUACAAGCGACGUGGUCUUGGAAAAGCAGCGACCUGCUCCAUGUUGCUGUAUGGGGCCAAUAAGCUGAAUGUGCACAGAUUCUUCUGCAAGAUAAAUGAGGACAAUUUAGCAUCGAUCAAAUUAUUUGAAGGUCUGGGCUUCACCCAGUGUGACUAUGCAGCUUGCUUCAAACAAGUCGAACUUGAGCUUGUUGAGCCAUUGAAGAAGUUGAAUGAGAUUUUGAAACCAGACGGAGACUACAGAGUGUUGAAAUGUCCAGAAAGGACUGACGAAAAAUCAUAG